UGGUUACAAUCAUAAAAUCAGGGUAAAUCGAAUAAGCAGAGAAGAUGAAGGUUCUGCUGUUGGUCUACAUAUUUGUCUGUGCUCUGCACAUCGUCAUCGCUAUGCCCGUUGAUGAGUGCGACCAAAUGUGUAGGAGACUAGUCUUUGUUCUCCGCCUUGCAGGUUUACUGAAGAUUAACGCUUCUGCUGAUGACUUGUUGAAAUACAAAUGCUCAACAUGCAAAAGAAACGGAAGAAACGAUGAAAUGAGUGAACUAUGUUCCCAAACGUGCGAAGAGGUCAAGCGCAGGCUGUUGGGGAAGGAAAAAGCAAUCAAGGAGAUUUUGACGACAACUGAAAAGGACUUUCAGCAUCCAUAUGAUACAUGCAGAUUCUUAGAAAUUUGCGAACCGCGAAGAGCAAAACGCAUAUGAAAAUGUUUCUGUUUGGAAUUGUUAUAUUACAAGGUGGAAAGUAAAUGUCUGAAU
Molecule: messenger RNA, 467 nt
Organism: Cylicocyclus nassatus
Lineage: Eukaryota; Metazoa; Nematoda; Chromadorea; Rhabditida; Strongylidae
Source: the annotation of a GenBank genome assembly